UUGGCAAACUGGCGUUGACAUGUGCCUCCUCCUACUCACCACCCUCAGGUUCUCCCGUGCUGCAGUGACAUCAUUAGCGGUCACGAAAGAACAGUGCCAGCGACUGACAACAGAAAAUCCAGCGAUUUGGGUCUUUUUACGCACGGUCUGAACAGAAAGUCGUGUUUACAUGCGCGCAUUCCCAGAAACAAAACGAGAGAAGGAUAAUACCAGGAUGCAGAACCUAAACGUCGACCUCUAAAGGUGACAUGAUCCACCGGAUUAUCAAAGGCACCUCGCACUUUUUCAGUGGAACCACAAGGUAACACCUAAACCGACUAAUACGAAUUUUUCGCGUUCCCUGGAUGCGCAGACCAAAAAACUUUUCCCAUAACUAAAAGUAAUAUAUUUUAAAAUAUACGCAAGUGUCUGUGAUACUGCUCCAGCGUUUACAAGAAUAUGGCUACAUUAAUUCGAAGCAAGAUUUCCAACAAGCUGUCCAACGCAGCUUCGACGGUUACUAAUAAAUCCCAGGCGAAGGUAAGUGGUCUCUUCGCCAAAAUGGGUUUCCAGGCUGCCACUGAUGAAGAGGCGCUGGGAUUCGCAGCCUGUGAUGAUCUUGACUAUGACCACAGGCAAGGAUUGCAGAUGGACAUCCUAAAAAAUGAGGAAAUAGGGGAAGAGGUCGGUGGCGAUAACGUGGGAGAUGGAACUAUGGACGGGGACAGUCAUUAUCAGAGAGAUGGCACAGGUCCCCCACCCUCUGGGGCAAAAGAUGGCGGUGUCUGUAGUGAAUUUGGGUCUUCAGAUAAGCCGAAAAUCACUGCUUGGGAGGCAGGAUGGAACGUCACUAAUGCCAUUCAGGGAAUGUUCGUACUUGGCUUACCAUACGCCAUCCUCCACGGCGGAUAUCUCGGACUCUUUCUUAUCAUUUUUGCGGCAGUUGUAUGCUGUUACACAGGGAAAAUCCUUAUCGCUUGCCUCUAUGAAGAAAACGAAGACGGACAACUCGUGAGAGUGAGAGACUCGUAUGUUGACAUUGCCAAUGCUUGCUGCGCGCCCAGAUUUCCGGCACUAGGAGGUCACAUUGUGAAUGUAGCCCAGAUAAUUGAGCUCGUCAUGACAUGCAUUUUAUACGUUGUAGUGAGCGGUAACCUAUUAUAUAACAGCUUUCCGACCCUUCCCGUCUCCCAGAGAUCAUGGGCUAUCAUCGCCACCGCCGCGCUUCUGCCUUGCGCUUUUCUCAAAAACCUAAAAGCCGUCUCCAAGUUCAGCCUGCUUUGCACUCUCGCUCACUUCGUGAUCAACGUCAUUGUGAUAGCCUAUUGCCUGUCUAGAGCACGGGACUGGGCCUGGGAUAAGGUGAAGUUCUACAUAGACGUGAAAAAAUUCCCCAUAUCGAUUGGUAUCAUUGUCUUUAGCUAUACAUCACAGAUCUUCUUGCCAUCGUUGGAGGGCAACAUGCAGAAACCCAGCGAGUUCCACUGCAUGAUGAACUGGACUCACAUUGCCGCAUGCAUUCUCAAAGGCCUGUUUGCUCUAGUGGCGUAUCUGACGUGGGCAGACGAAACCAAAGAAGUUAUCACAGACAACUUGCCUUCUGGAAUCAGGGCCGUUGUCAACAUUUUCCUGGUGUCUAAGGCCCUGCUGUCAUAUCCACUCCCGUUUUUUGCUGCUGUUGAAGUGCUGGAGAAGACUUUUUUUCAGGAAGGACGGCGCGCGUUUUUCCCAGACUGUUACGGGGGCGACGGACGCCUUAAAUCUUGGGGUCUAUCACUGCGGUGUGGCCUUGUGGUGUUUACCAUGUUGAUGGCCAUCUACGUGCCGCACUUCGCACUACUCAUGGGUUUAACGGGCAGCUUGACGGGAGCAGGCUUGUGUUUUCUCCUCCCUAGCCUCUUUCACCUCAGGCUACUUUGGAGGAAGUUGUUUUGGCACCAAGUUUUUUUCGAUGUCGCAAUAUUUGUUAUUGGCGGUAUAUGCAGUAUUUCUGGUUUUAUUCAUUCAAUGGAAGGUCUCAUUGAAGCGUUCAAAUACAACAUACACGAUUAGUUGCAAGAAACACGAUCGGUGACGUGUUAGAGGAGGCACCCAACAUCUAAACCAACUAAUGUUUCGUAAAUGUAAUGUCCUCAGUUUGCACCUAUGUUCAAGCGACAUCAAGCAAAACCAAUAAAUCUAAAACAUAGACACUGAUAUAUAUAUAUAUAUAUAUAUAUAUAUAUAUAUAUAUAUAUAUACACAGUAUAUAAAAUGUGUGUGUGCGUGUGUAUGUGUGUGUGUAUGUGCGCAUGCGUGCGUAUGCGUGUAAGAUAUAAUGAAGAUGCAUUAACAUAUUUUUUCUGUAGGUCGGUCGUAAUUGUAUGGAAUAUAUUGAAAUGAAAUUAUAUAAUUUUACAACGCACAGCAUUUCGAAAGACUUUAAGAUUAUGUCUACGUUACAGAUCCAUAAACUCGACUUAAA
This is a messenger RNA of Clarias gariepinus (North African catfish), 2443 nucleotides long. It is a transcript of the gene slc32a1, whose product is annotated as solute carrier family 32 member 1. Gene Ontology annotation, cellular component: vacuolar membrane. Gene Ontology annotation, biological process: amino acid transmembrane transport. The transcript is spliced from 2 exons. Bases 439 to 2031 code for a protein of 530 amino acids. Gene Ontology annotation, molecular function: amino acid transmembrane transporter activity. Lineage: Eukaryota; Metazoa; Chordata; Actinopteri; Siluriformes; Clariidae. The record is from RefSeq and is a predicted model, not a curated record.